Leucoraja erinaceus (little skate) is the source of this 3738-nucleotide messenger RNA. It is a transcript of the gene ugcg, whose product is annotated as UDP-glucose ceramide glucosyltransferase. Gene Ontology annotation, biological process: glucosylceramide biosynthetic process. Gene Ontology annotation, cellular component: membrane. The transcript is spliced from 9 exons. Bases 89 to 1273 code for a protein of 394 amino acids. Gene Ontology annotation, molecular function: ceramide glucosyltransferase activity. The record is from RefSeq and is a predicted model, not a curated record. NCBI's taxonomy places the organism in Eukaryota, Metazoa, Chordata, Chondrichthyes, Rajiformes, Rajidae.
GGGCGGGAGGGAGGGGAGAGGAGAGCGAGCACGUCGCGUCGCGUCGCCAAGGGGGCCCGGGCCGAGACACGACACUGAAGCGAGUACAAUGGCGGUGCUGGACCUGGCUCUUCAGGGUCUCUCCAUUUUCGGGCUGAUCCUUUUCAUCAUCCUCUGGCUCAUGCACUUCAUGUCCAUCAUCUAUGGCCGCCUUCAUCUAAACAAGAAGACUUCAGAUAAACAGCCAUACAGCAAGCUUCCUGGUGUAUCUUUACUUAAACCCUUGAAAGGAGUGGACCCAAACCUCAUAAGCAACUUAGAAACCUUCUUUGAACUUGAUUAUCCUAAAUUUGAAAUACUCCUUUGCAUACAAGACCACGAAGACCCUGCAAUUGAUGUGUGUAAAAAGCUGCUGGGAAAAUAUCCAAAUGUGGAUGCCAAAGUGUUUAUUGGUGGCAAAAAGGUUGGCAUUAAUCCCAAGAUAAAUAACUUGAUGCCGGGUUAUGAGGUAGCCAAAUAUGAACUUGUAUGGAUCUGUGACAGUGGCAUUCGAGUGAAACCAGAUACUCUAACAGACAUGACCAAUAUGAUGAGUGAGAAAGUGGGUCUGGUCCAUGGAUUGCCAUAUGUUGCAGACAGACAGGGAUUUGCUGCUACUUUAGAACAGGUGUAUUUUGGCACGUCGCACCCAAGAACAUAUCUAUCAGCCAAUGUAACUGGCUUUAAGUGUGUAACUGGAAUGUCUUGUUUAAUGAGGAAAGAUGUGUUGGAUCAGGCUGGGGGACUUGUUGCUUUUGCUCAGUAUAUUGCUGAAGAUUAUUUUAUGUCCAAGGCAAUUGCAGACAGGGGAUGGAAGUUUGCUAUGGCAAGUCAAGUAGCAAUGCAAAAUUCAGGCAGCUAUUCCAUUUCUCUCUUCCAGUCAAGAAUGAUCAGGUGGUCAAAAUUGCGUAUCAACAUGCUGCCUGCUACAAUUAUAUGCGAACCGAUCUCUGAGUGCUUUGUUGCAAGUUUAAUAAUUGGAUGGGCAGCUCAUCAUGUUUUCAAAUGGGACAUCAUGGUGUUUUUCAUGUGUCACUGCUUGGCGUGGUUCAUAUCUGAUUACAUCCAGCUUAGAGGAAUCCAGGGUGGACCUUUGUGUUUCUCAAAACUUGAUUAUGCAGUUGCCUGGUUUAUCAGAGAAUCGAUGACAAUAUAUAUAUUCUUGUCUGCCCUUUGGGAUCCUACCAUAAGUUGGCGGACAGGUCGCUACAAACUGCGCUGUGGUGGCACAGCUGAAGAAAUUAUUGAUGUAUGAACACCGUGUUCCUGAUUGUAUAAAUGAAGAAAAGUAUUAUGAUUGUACAAAGACUUUUAAAUAGUUCUACAUUCAAUAGUUUUUACUUGUGUAUCCUAGUAUUUUGAGUUAAUUUAUUUGCCUGACACUUGCAGCUGAAAUUAAAACAUAUAACUGGAGGAGCUCUGAAGGCCAAAAAUACAUGUUUCUCUAUCAUCUUGCAAAAUUGUGGGUUAGACAACUAAAAUUAUUAUUUUUAAUAUAAACCAGGUGCAUGCAUGAAAUACAAUUUCUUCAAAUGUUAGGUUUGGAGAUUUUUCAGACAUCAAACGACACUGCACUUGGGUAUAUAUUUAAAAAAAAAAAAGCUUAAAGGGUAAAUGCUAUUCUGAUGCAAACUAUCUAAUGUAAAAUUAUAGUUUAAAAAAUAUUGGGGUGGCUGAUAAACAGGCACUUUUUGGCCUUAAGAAAUGACCAAAAGUGAGGUUAAGUUUGAUAAUUUUAUCUGCAAUCUUCUGGAACAACUGUAAUGGUAAUCUCUGCAUGUGCAUUAGCUUUUAGUUUUUAAUGUUGCUAUUCAGCAGUUAAGUAGCCCUUUUCAAAGAAUCAAAGAAACGAGGCUGCAUACUAUCUUCAGCUCAGAGAAUGAUAAUACAGUUCAAGACAAAAUGCGAUUGGAUGUCUUCAAUUUACAACCUUGCCUUUCGUGUUAGAUCAUUUGUAAAUAUGGAGUAGUCAUUUGCAGAAUGGAAUAAUGUUUAAUAGGUGGGGAGUCCUUGUAUGGGGUUAUAAUUACGACUGCAACACCUAAUUCAAAAUUGUCAAACUGGGUCUGCUAAUGUUAUUUUUAUUAUUGCCAUCUCAAUCUAGACUACAUUAAUGAAGACUCAUUUAGUAUGUGUAGCGUAUUAAUGUUUUUUUUUUGGAAAAAAAACUUGUGCAUGCAGUUGAGUUUCUUCCCCAGGCUACGUGUUGAUGUUUGUAUUCAAAGAAUUGAAUUUACUGAGCUUUUUGUUAUAAUCAAUUGUUGUGGUGAACUAGAUCUGUGAAAAACUGGGGCUGGGGGUGAAAGUGCUCUGUGUAUGCUUGAAAAUGUAGGGGUGAGACUGAGGAAUGUCUAUGCUCUGAACCUUGUGCAGAAUUUGUGUUAGAAUAGGGAUGGAUGGGCAUAAUGUAUAUGUCAUAUAAUAUGACUUUUCAAAUUGAUUUGCCUUCUGAGCAACAACUAAAACUUUGCAUUAUUUUUUAAUAAUCGGUUUACUCAUAAAUCACUGCUGGGCAGUCAGAUCCAUUGUGUAAGUGAUUUUUGUUCCAAGCAGCAUUACGGUGAAUGAUGCACUUUAAGCUCAGACAAUCUGGUUCAACAGUGGCCAGACAAAUUUUAGCUUAUAAUAUUACUGCUGAUGCCACCCGUGCCUCAUUUUUAUUCUAACCGUUACCCUUAUGAUAUCAUUUUAUUGGUUUGAAGGGUCAUUCACAAUAACCAUUGCGCAGCUCAAGUAUAACGUUUUGUAUAUAUGCUCCCACCCCAUCCAUCCACUGGCAUGAAUUGGGUGAAUCCUGAGGAUACUGUCUAGUUGUGAUCCAUUUGUUUUAAGAUUUAAAGUCAUUUGCGCUUUGCUGUUUACUAUUGACCGUGUGUAAUUGUAUGCAAUUGCUUUUUUUAAGCAACUCAAUUUUUGUUAGCCUGACUUGUGCUGAAAUGAGAAUUUUACUUGCAACCUAAUUUAAUGCUGGUUUUUUUCCAUGACAUUUCAGCUGUAAAUUUCAAAACAAACUACAUAGUGGAAGUGGUAAAAAUAAAAUCACUUCUGCAAUUACAAAGCAAUGUGAGGCACCUCUGAAACUGGCUUAGCUGAAAAUGAAGUGUCUCUAAUGCACAAUCUCAUGAUAUUCAUAACUUAUUGAGCCAUUUGUCUAUUUCUAUUCAUUGCAAGAACAAAGCAUACAAAGAGUAAUGUCAACACCAAUAGUGGUUUGUUUCAACUUUGUUAUAAUGUUACGCUGUAUAUCAUCACACCAUCUGUGCUAAAAGGGUCCCAGUAAUUGUGCCUCUCAAAUGGGCGUUUUACAUAUUAAAUAUGAGCCUUGUACAACCCUGGAAUAAUAUGUGGUGACGAAAGUCAUGUAGAAUGUAUCCGCUUUGUCCUUGUUGGUUUAAAUCUGAGAUUGCUAUUAAGUGACCUGACAUUGCCAUGUACAUAAGCAAACACAGAAAAACAAAUGUGCUUUAUUUAAUUGUCAACUUUGCAUUGUGUUCCAGACUCUUCCAUUAAGCGCUUAAUCAGUGAAAAAUUUUGCUUCAGAAGACUAUAUAUUCCGAGAUAUGAAUUGUACAUUCAACUUUUUACUGAAUAAAACUGAUUUGAAUGUAGCUGUAAUGUGAAUAGUUUUUGUAUGAAUUAUUUGUCACUGCUUUAUGAAGUGGUAUAAGACAUAACGUAUAGUGUUCAUGUUUUAAUUGUUAUUAAAAAAAAUCAAGUGGU